Molecule: messenger RNA, 826 nt
Organism: Dermatophagoides pteronyssinus (European house dust mite)
Lineage: Eukaryota; Metazoa; Arthropoda; Arachnida; Sarcoptiformes; Pyroglyphidae
Gene: icln
Product: chloride nucleotide-sensitive channel icln
Biological process (GO): mRNA cis splicing, via spliceosome; chloride transport; cell volume homeostasis
Cellular component (GO): plasma membrane; cytosol; methylosome
Source: RefSeq, a predicted model, not a curated record
GUUUUGUGAAUGACGCAAUUACCACCGCCACCGCUCUGUUCGUCAUCAUCAUAUUAAAAAGAAAAGGAAUAUUUUUUUUUUAAAGAAGAAAUCGAAUAAAAAAAUGCUUGUUUUGUCAUCGAUUGAGUUACCGAAUGUUGAUGAUGAUCAUGUUGAACACGUGAAACAUCUUGAGCCACAAACAUUGGCUUUUAUAACAACAACAACAACAACAACCAUUCAAAAUCAAAAUCAAAAUAAUCAUCAAUUACUUGGUGAAGGAACAUUAUUCAUUGGUGAAGAUAGGUUCACCUGGCGUACUGAAAACGGACAAGGUUUUAGUUUAGAAUAUCCACAAAUUUCAUUACAUGCUACAUCAAGAGAUUUAAAUAAUUUUCAUUCUGAAUGUCUUUAUUUGAUGUUUGAAAAUAAUAAUAAUAUUAUUUCAGCACAACAACCAUUAUCAUCAUCAUCAAAUGAUGAUCAAGAUGAGAAUAAUGAUGAGGAUGAGGAUGAUGAUGAUGAAGGCAACAACAAUAAAAAUAUUAUCGAAUUACGUUUGGUUCCAAAAGAUUUAUCCAAAUUGGAUUUAAUGUAUCAGGCUUUAUCUGAAUGUCAAUUAAUGCAUCCAGAUCCUGAUGAUGAUUUAAAUCCAUUUGAUGAUAAUGAUGAUGAUGAAAAUGGUGAAUUUUUUGGCAAUUUUGGUGACGAUAAUGAUGGCGAUGAUAAUGACGAUGGUCAAGGUCAACAACAAGAACAAGAACAGGAUGAUGAACGAAUGGAUUAUACGAAUGGUCAAUUUGAUGAUGCUCAUUAAGUUGAAGAAAUAUCCAGGCAUUUUUUUCAU